Messenger RNA from Peniophora sp. CBMAI 1063, 1257 nucleotides. The record is from the annotation of a GenBank genome assembly. NCBI's taxonomy places the organism in Eukaryota, Fungi, Basidiomycota, Agaricomycetes, Russulales, Peniophoraceae.
AUGUCGGCCCGGAAUACUCGCGCUCGCAGUGGGAAGCAGCAGCAGCAGCCUCCGCCUGCGGAGAAGCCUCCGACGAAGGGCAAGACCCGCGGUGCUGGCAGCCGCAAUGCGACCAAGGCUGUCGACAGCGCCGCCGACAAAGCGCCGGCUAAGGCCAAGCCAACGCCUAAGGGCAAGGCAGCUCCCAGCGGCGGCGCUGAGGAGCAGUUGACAGCGCAGGACGCUGCCAACGUCGACGCUAUCGACGAGGAAACCGCUCGCAAGCGUGCGUUGUCAGCUGCGACGGCCAACAACGAGGACCUCAACCCUCCUCGCAAGAAACGGUCAGAGAAGGGCGUUGCCGGUAACGUUCCCGACGUCGAGGCCGACUCUAUUGGCAAGUCUAAGCCCGAGGAGGACAAAGACGACGUCGACGCUAAGCCGAAGAAGUCUCGUAAGGCGGACUCUAACCAGCCGCUCGUGCCCAAGGCCGACUCUAUUGGCAAGUCUAAGCCCGAGGAGGACGAAGACGACGUCGACGCUAAGCCGAAGAAGUCUUGUAAGGCGGACUCUAACCAGCCGCUCGUGCCCAAGGUCGACGACGAGCAAGACGAAGAUAUGGCCGAGGUUGAGUCCGACCUCACCGUCGAGAGCGAGGACGAGUUCGCCGAGCUCCUGAGCGACAUCAACAUUAUUGAAGCCAGCAUCCCUGCUGAGGCCGCUAAGAAGAAGGCCGCCGCCGCCGUCGAGACCAAGGCCGUCCAGAAGAGGGUCGCUGGCGAGUCCAAGAAGGCCGCCAAGAUACGCGAGCUACUUGACAAGGCGAUUAUCGAACGCAAGCGCGACACCGCGGUGGUCCCCCCGGGGCACCGUGCCAAGAAGGAGCUCCUCAGCGGCACGGUCAACGCUAGCGACGAUGAGGAUGAGGACUCGGGGGAGGACUACCAAGAUGUCGAGAUGAUCGGCAAGUCGGCGGCGCCCGAGAAGCCCGCGCCCACUGCAAAGGAUAAGGGCAAGGGCAAGGAGGUCGCCCAGCCUGCGGUCGCCGCCACUCGUGCGCCCGCUGCGACAUCGCAGGCGUCUAAGGCGCCUGUGCCGUCGAAGAGUACGGGCCAGCCGUCUAAGCCUGGCCAGUCGACUGCAAGCAAGUCAGCGACGUCGGCGCGGGUGAACCCGAAGGCCAACGCCACGGCGGGACCUAGCAGGAUCCGGGUUAAGCAGGAGCCCGGUUCGCCGGUCAAGAUCAAGCAGGUGAGCUCACCUCUCGAUCCCUUCUAG